Molecule: messenger RNA, 312 nt
Organism: Zasmidium cellare ATCC 36951
Lineage: Eukaryota; Fungi; Ascomycota; Dothideomycetes; Mycosphaerellales; Mycosphaerellaceae
Exons: 3
Coding region: 1-312 (103 amino acids)
Source: RefSeq, a predicted model, not a curated record
AUGCCAGCGGGUGCGGCGUGCAAGGACAACCCUGCCUGGGGGAACCUCCACCGAGGCACGAGACGACGGAGGGUCAAGGUGCUGCUGCUAGCAGGUCCAAGGCUAGCGAAAUGGUCCGACGCAGAGGAUUAUGAAGGCACGAAGCUGCAGCAUAGCCUUUGGCGCCAGGCGCGGAUGCACCCAGCGGCGAUGCGCGGCGGAUGGCAGCGUGCAGUGCCGGGCCAUCAUAACCAGCAGCCCGCCCCGUCGUCGAGGCUGCGGCAGGGGCUGCUGGGCGGGUUGAUGGGCAGUGACAGGCGCCGCAAGGGGUGA